Messenger RNA from Clarias gariepinus (North African catfish), 2127 nucleotides. It is a transcript of the gene camk2g2, whose product is annotated as calcium/calmodulin-dependent protein kinase (CaM kinase) II gamma 2. The transcript has 24 exons. Gene Ontology annotation, cellular component: neuron projection; cytoplasm. NCBI's taxonomy places the organism in Eukaryota, Metazoa, Chordata, Actinopteri, Siluriformes, Clariidae. The record is from RefSeq and is a predicted model, not a curated record. Gene Ontology annotation, molecular function: calmodulin binding; calcium/calmodulin-dependent protein kinase activity; ATP binding. Gene Ontology annotation, biological process: protein phosphorylation. Bases 106 to 1980 code for a protein of 624 amino acids.
GCGCGCGCGAGCGAGCGAGCGAGUGAGUGAGAGUGAGAUCAGCUCCAGCAGCCUGAGCGAGGCGGUCACCGAGACGACCAGAGUGAGGAGAUCUAUCAGGACAACAUGGCUACAAUUCCAACCUCGACGAGGUUUACAGACGAGUAUCAGCUUUAUGAAGAGCUCGGAAAGGGAGCUUUUUCUGUCGUCCGACGAUGUGUGAAGAAAUCAACCGGGCAGGAAUACGCUGCCAAAAUCAUCAACACAAAGAAGCUGACAGCCAGAGAUCACCAGAAACUGGAGCGAGAAGCUCGGAUCUGCCGCCUGCUCAAACAUCCCAACAUAGUGCGGCUCCAUGACAGUAUCUCAGAGGAAGGGUUUCAUUACCUUGUCUUUGACCUUGUCACUGGUGGAGAGCUUUUUGAAGACAUUGUUGCUAGAGAGUAUUAUAGUGAAGCUGAUGCCAGUCACUGCAUUAAUCAGAUCCUGGAGAGUGUGAGCCACAUUCACCAGCAUGACAUUGUGCACAGGGACCUGAAGCCAGAGAACUUGCUGUUGGCCAGUAAGAUGAAGGGGGCAGCAGUAAAGCUGGCUGACUUUGGGCUGGCCAUCGAGGUGCAGGGAGACCAGCAAGCCUGGUUUGGUUUUGCAGGCACUCCUGGCUAUCUCUCUCCCGAGGUUCUGAGGAAGGACCCGUAUGGCAAGCCUGUUGACAUCUGGGCAUGUGGUGUGAUCCUGUACAUCUUGCUGGUGGGCUACCCCCCAUUCUGGGAUGAGGACCAACACAAACUCUACCAGCAGAUCAAAGCUGGAGCUUAUGAUUUCCCCUCCCCGGAGUGGGACACUGUUACUCCAGAAGCAAAAAACCUUAUCAACCAGAUGCUGACCAUCAACCCAGCUAAGAGGAUAACUGCUGACCAGGCCCUCAAGCACCCAUGGGUCUGCCAACGCUCCACCGUGGCUUCCAUGAUGCAUCGCCAAGAAACUGUUGAGUGUCUGCGCAAAUUCAACGCCAGAAGAAAACUGAAGGGGGCCAUUUUGACCACCAUGCUAGUGUCUAGAAACUUUUCUGUGGGCCGGCAGCACACGAGCCCCGCCGCCCCCACCACCAGCACGGCUGCGCUGGCACAGGAAGCAUGCAAAAGUUUACUGAACAAAAAGUCUGAUGGAGUGAAGCCGCAGACAAACAACAAUAAAAACAGUGUAGUAAGCAGCAGCACCAAAGACAGCAGCAUAUCAUCCACAGCACCAAUGGAACCACAGACCACUGUCGUGCACAACCCAGCCGACGGCGUCAAGGGAUCCAUGGAGAGUUGUAACACUACAGAAGAGGAGGACAUGAAAGGUAGGAAAGUAUCAGUUGGCAGAGUUAACAGCGACAGCGCAGUGCUCAGCCAAUGCAGUGAGUCUGAGGAGUCACCUCCUCCCCUGAUCCCACCUCCCAGUAAAUUGCAGCCCAGCCCUCAGUGCCCUCCUGCAGCAACCACUCAGCCUAAUGCAAAGCGCAUUGCAUGGAGCAGUAGAGGGCAGAGCUCAUGCCCUGCUGUACCUGUCCUGGCCCCCAUGGCAGCAGCAGGGGGCAGCAGCUCACUGCAGUCACGCAAGCAGGAAAUCAUCAAGAUUACUGAACAGCUGAUUGAAGCCAUCAACAAUGGGGACUUUGAGGCCUAUACGAGAAUCUGUGACCCUGGACUAACUUCCUUUGAGCCUGAGGCACUGGGUAACCUAGUGGAGGGCAUGGACUUUCACAAAUUUUACUUUGAAAACCUCCUAAGUAAGAAUAGCAAGCCAGUGCACACCACCAUCUUAAACCCUCAUGUACACCUGAUCGGAGAGGAUGCAGCCUGCAUCGCUUAUAUCCGCCUGACUCAGUACAUUGACAGCCAGGGCCGCCCACGCAGCUGCCAGUCGGAGGAGACGCGCGUGUGGCACCGCCGUGAUUCCAAGUGGCUCAAUGUGCACUUCCACUGCUCAGGAGCACCUGCGGCCCCUUUACAAUGAACUACAUCAGGCACAGCUUGCCUGGAUGAUUGGAGCAUGUCUUCUCAGUGGUCGGAUUGGUGCCAAGGGCCCGGCCGGAAGAGAAAACAUAAAAAAAAUUAAGCAACAAAGUUUUAAAUAAGUAAAUAAAUAAAAAUUUUAAAGCCA